AUGCCACUCCUCUCUCCCCUUUCGCAAUGCUUCUCUUCCCUCGUCCGGCUGAACCAAAAAUGGGGGAGCCACAGGGGUUUGAGGCAAAAUGAGGGCAAUGAGAGACCUCUGUCAAGGCGUUUGUUGGACGUCUUCUUGCGGACAUGGGAUCUAGGCUUUACAGCCUUCGGAGGGCCACCAGUGCACUUCCAGGUUAUACAUGGCAGGUUCGUGGAGGGACAGGGCGGCAAGGAAAAAUGGGUAGAUGAGCAGACUUAUCAGGAGCUCUUUGCUAUUUGUCAGGGCCUUCCAGGUCCCGCGAGUACGAAGAUGAUUUUCUGUCUAACCUUAUUACAUGCAGGAUUUAUUCCUGCCAUGCUUGUGUUUUUCAUUUGGAGUCUUCCUGGCGCAAUUGGCAUGUAUGCCCUCUCACUUGGUGUGCAAAACAUGGGCGAAACCCUUCCUAAACCCGUCUACGCCCUACUCUCCGGCCUCAAUGCCUCCACAGUAGGUAUUAUUGCACUUGCGGCCGUACAGUUGGCCGAAAAAGCUAUUCGCGAUAAGCUGUCCCGGAUUCUUGUGAUCUUUGGCGCAUGUGCUGGUCUCUGCUACAGUGCACUCUGGUAUUUUCCCGUGCUGAUGAUUAUCGGUGGUUUCCUCACGAGCAUCUGGGAUGGAUGGUUAUAUCAAAAAUUCUCGAGAGCUAGGAUAGCUUGGAAGAACAGACAUAACCGUUCACAGGACCUGGAUGUGACAAAUGGGGACCCUACAGGCAUGGACUGUAUAAACCUGGAAGAGAAUACAGUGCAAAGAAAUGAGACGACACGAUCGAGAAGGACGGAUCCCAGACUCGAAGGGCUACCACAGAGUACCGUCAAUACUACACGGCCAACGCAGUCCACUGAAGAUCCUUCACAACAUCACAUCAUUCGUAUUCGGGUCGGAGUUUUGGUCAUGGGUCUCUUUUUUGUUUCCUUCAUUGGGGUUCUUGUUGCAAGAAGCCAGCUCACCACACCUCCACUGGUCCUCGACCUCUUUGCCAACAUGUACCUUGCUGGUACUGUCAUCUUUGGUGGAGGUCCCGUCGUCAUUCCCCUUUUACGUGCCUACGUUGUUGAUCCCGGGUGGGUCUCUAGUAGAGACUUCUUGAUCGGCCUUGCCAUUAUCCAAGCUUUUCCCGGUCCUAACUUCAACUUCGCUGUCUUCUUGGGGGCGCUAGCACUGCAGCGCUCACGCUUCCCGACCAUCUUUGGUGCAUUUCUUGGCGGUUUGGGAAUCUUCUUUCCGGGAAUCACGCUGGCCGUUGCAAUCCAAAGCUUCUGGCGUGUGUUACGGAAGAAGAAGUAUGUGAUCGACUUCCUUAGAGGAGUGAAUGCUACUGCAGUUGGGCUAGUAUUUACAGCUGUAUACCGGUUGUGGGAGAUUGGAUAUCUGACUCCUGAAAGAAGUGACGGACAGAGUCUGGCUAAGGAACCAUGGUGGGUGGUUGUUGCGGCCGUGACAUAUGCAGGGAGUGCAUGGUUCAAUGUGCCCCCACCCAUGGCGAUUGUAAUGGGUGCUAUUUUAGGCUUGUGUUGGUUUGGAGCUGUGGGGCGAUAG
Messenger RNA from Penicillium brevicompactum, 1578 nucleotides. RefSeq lists its product as uncharacterized. Gene Ontology annotation, molecular function: chromate transmembrane transporter activity. The transcript is spliced from 4 exons. Bases 1 to 1578 code for a protein of 525 amino acids. Lineage: Eukaryota; Fungi; Ascomycota; Eurotiomycetes; Eurotiales; Aspergillaceae. Gene Ontology annotation, biological process: chromate transport. The record is from RefSeq and is a predicted model, not a curated record.